GCACUAUAGGCAACUUAGGCUCAGGGGCGGACUGACCAUUUGGAAACUCGGGCACUGCCUGAGGGCCCAGGGUCAGUAGGGGGCCCCAUGAGAUGCCCCUGGGGAUCAUGCGGCCCAAACUCAAAAAAGCCUAUGAAAAAGGUACCAGGGGCAUCUCAUGGGGCCCCCUACUGACCCCGGGCCUUCGGGCAGUGCCAGAGUUUCCAAAUGGUCAGUCCGCCCCUGCUCUCCACACCAUUUCUGCAGAUAAAGGCAUAUUGUCAUAG
This is a messenger RNA of Staurois parvus, 266 nucleotides long. The record is from the annotation of a GenBank genome assembly. Lineage: Eukaryota; Metazoa; Chordata; Amphibia; Anura; Ranidae.